AUUGAUAAAGUUUUAGAUAAAAAAAAACCAUUAGAAUAUAUUGUUUUGAUGAAAGUAUGAAUUUUGAAGAGUUAUUUGGAGAGUGGCCAAUUGAAAUAUUAUAUAAUACAUAACAACGUUUAGUAGUCGGCGCUGCCGGACCGGAAUGUUUGUAAAGGUCGGUCCUUUACAAAUGUUCAAACAAUGCAUUCCUCUAUCGUUGCUAAGCCCUUUUCACGUUUGUGUUUCCCUAUUUUGAUUUCCUCUCUUUCUGCUUUCAACUCCCCCACUACUACAUUCUUCAAUCCCUGUUCUUCUCAAGGUCUCUGCUACCUUGCCCACCAACUGUUCGAUGAAUUGCCUCAAACAGAUAUUCCUUCCCUUAAUUCCCUUCUCACCUCCUAUGUGCGUGGCUGUCGUCAAUCUGACGCAUGGUCUCUCUUCAGUCGAAUGCACCGCUCCUUCUCUCCUCUCACUGCCCACACUCUCACCGCUGUCUUGGCUGCAUGCUCCGCAUUACCCACCUCCCAAUAUGGCCAACUAGUCCAUGGGUUAAUCAUAAAAACAGGUGCGUAUUCUGGGAUUGUAACUAAAACUGCCAUCUUGGACAUGUACUCUAAAUGUGGACUUCUUGAUGACUCUGUUAAGGUCUUUGAAGAGAUGGAAAUGAGGGACGUGGUUGCUUGGAAUUCGUUGUUAUCUAGCUUUUUGAGGGAGGGUCUUGCUGAGGAAGCAUUAAACGUGUUUGAAGAAAUGAAGAGAGAGAAAGUGGAGUUUAGUGAGUUUACUUUGUGUUCUGUGCUUAAAGCUUGUGCUGCCUUGGAAGAUUAUCGUUUGGGUAAGCAAGUUCAUGGGGUGGUUGUAGUGAUGAACAGAGAUAUGCUUGUUUUGGGUACCGCCUUGGUUGAUUUUUACUCUAGUGUUGGGUGUAUUAGUGAAGCCGUGAAAGUUUACACUAGCUUAAAUUGUAGAAAGGAUGAUAUCAUACUUAAUUCUUUAAUUUCUGGAUGUGUUAGGAAUAAAAGAUAUGAAGAGGCUUUUUCAUUGAUGAGCAAGAUGAGACCUAAUGCAAUUGCACUAACAAGUGCCCUGCAUGCUUGCUCUGAGAAUUCAGAUCUAUGGAUAGGGAAGCAAAUUCACUGUGUUUCGGUUCGUCAUGGUUUGACAUCUAAUACUCAAUUGUGCAAUAUCUUGCUCGAUAUGUAUGCUAAAUGUGGGAAAGUUUUGAAUGCUCGAGCAGUGUUCGAUGGAAUGUGUCAUAAGAAUGUAGUAUCGUGGAGCAGCAUGAUUCAAACAUACGGAAGUCAUGGAGAUGGGCUAAAAGCUUUUGAACUGUUCAAGAUAAUGGUAGAGGGAAGAACUGGAGUCUUGCCAAAUUCAGUGACGUUCCUUUCUGUCUUAUCUGCCUGUGGGCAUUCAGGGUUGGUGCAGCAGGGACAAGAAUGUUUUUAUUUGGCGAAGGAGAAGUAUAGCUCAUGUCUAGGUCCAGAACACUAUGCCUGCUUCAUAGAUGUAUUAGGCCGAGCUGGUAAGAUUGAUGAAGUAUGGAGUCUGUUUCAUGAUAUGGAGAUGUGUGGUGUUAAGAUUACUUCAAAAAUAUGGGCAGCAGUACUUAAUGCUUGUAAUCACAACCAAGAUGUUUCCAGGGGUGAGUUUGCUGCCAAAAAACUCCUUCAAUUGGAUCCGAACAAGGCAGGGAAUUACGUGCUGGCAUCAAAUUUCUAUGCGUCAAUAGGAAAGUGGGAUUCGGUGGAUGAAUUGAGGAGACUCAUGAAAGCAAAAGGACUAAGGAAGCUGGAAAAAGCUCAGUCACUUCUUCUUGCUUCUAGUGCUGGAUGAGAGAAUUAGCUCAUCUAUAAUGUGAUAGCCAAAAGAAAGAGGGGCUUCUGAUGUGGAAAAAGAAGAAACACCUUAUCGUGGACUGAAGCAUCAGGUUAAAUGUCACUCAUUGUUGAUCAAGACUCUGCCUAAGGGCUCUAAUUUAAACCUCAACGUUCCUUCAACGACUGUCAUUUAAGAUGUCAACAAACGUGUUCUGUGGCUGAAGCCUGAAGAUCAGCAAAUUUUGUAGCUUGCUAUUUUUCUGGUAUGUAAACUGCCUCAAAUUGAAUGUUUCUGAAUAUCUUGUUAAAUUUUUUCCAAUUUAUUCUUAUUAUGUUAUUGGGUGAGGACCAAAGUCGUGACCAAAAUCAAAUCGGGUAGGACUUGUAAAGAAACUUUGCUUGAUGUUAUUGUAGGUGUAAAUUAUUUUGUAGUGAUAUGAGACAAGUAUCAUCAACGCUAAAGUGGGGAUGUGUAGUAAUAUAUGGAGUGAAUACUUUCAAACUUUCUACCUUGAAGUUUCAAGGUAUCCCAGGAAGUGAAACCAUUUCCUUUCUUUUC
Molecule: messenger RNA, 2361 nt
Organism: Cucumis sativus (cucumber)
Lineage: Eukaryota; Viridiplantae; Streptophyta; Magnoliopsida; Cucurbitales; Cucurbitaceae
Product: pentatricopeptide repeat-containing protein At5g66500, mitochondrial
Exons: 1
Coding region: 184-1818 (544 amino acids)
Biological process (GO): RNA modification
Molecular function (GO): protein binding; RNA binding
Source: RefSeq, a predicted model, not a curated record